ACCUCCUGGCUCUGGCCCUGCCUCCUGUGCCACGGUGCAUAAAAGAGCUCUGCUGGGGAAGGGAAACUCCUCCUGAGCCUCAGUCUCUCCUCCAAGUGCCUGGAGGUACCGGGGAAGCCGUGGGUUUUCCUCCCUGCCUGAAACUCUCUGCACGUGUCUGGGGGCUGCAGCAGGCAGGGCGCGAUGGUGCGGCGGGUGGCGAUCGUCGGCGCGGGCGUCAGCGGGCUGGCGGCCAUCAAGUGCUGCCGGGAAGAGGGGCUGGAGCCCACCUGCUUCGAGAGGAGCGAGGACAUCGGGGGGCUCUGGCGCUACAUGGAGCACGUCGAGGAGGGUCGAGCCAGCAUCUACCGCACCGUCUUCACCAACUCCUGCAAGGAGAUGAUGUGCUACCCUGACUUCCCCUUCCCUGACGAUCACCCCAACUACAUGCACAACUCGAAGCUCCAGGAGUACAUCUGGAAGUUUGCCGAGCACUUUGAUCUGCUCCGGCACAUCCGCUUCAAGACGCUGGUCACCAAGAUAAAAAAACGCCCCAACUUUUCUGUUACGGGGCAAUGGGAUGUCGUUACGGAAAAGGAAGGGAAGGAAGAGACGGGGGUCUUUGAUGCUGUUAUGAUCUGUUCUGGGCAUCACGUCUACCCAAAUCUCCCUGCUGCCCACUUCCCAGGAAUACAGAAGUUUAAAGGCUGCUACUUCCACAGCCGAGAGUAUAAGGAGCCAGAAAAAUUCAGAGGGAAGAAAGUCCUGGUGAUAGGGUUGGGCAACUCGGGCUGUGACAUUGCUGUGGAGCUCAGUGCUGUGGCAUCGCAGGUCUACCUGAGCUCCAGAAGUGGUUCGUGGGUGAUGAGUCGCGUUUGGGAGCACGGUUACCCGUGGGACAUGAUGAUCGUCACUCGCUUUCAGACCUGGCUGAGCAGCAUCCUUCCCAGGGCGCUCAGUGACUGGCUAUACGUGAGGAGCAUGAACCGGCCAUUCAAGCAUGAGAACUUUGGCCUCAUGCCAGUGAAUGGGACUCUCCGUAAAGAGCCAGUGUUCAAUGAUGACCUCCCGAGCCGCAUUGCAUGCGGUGUGGUCGUGGUGAAGCCUAACGUGAAGGAAUUCAGGGAAACAUCCAUCUUGUUCCAAGAUGGGACCGUGCAGGAGGAUGUUGACGUGGUCAUCUUCGCUACUGGCUACAGCUAUUCCUACCCUUUCAUGGACGAUGACUCCAUCAUCAAAAGCAGGGACAAUGAGGUCACUCUCUACAAAGGCAUCAUCCCUCCUCAGCUGGAGAAGCCAACCAUGGCUGUCAUUGGGCUGGUCCAGUCUCUUGGAGCCAUCAUCCCAACAUCGGAGCUCCAGUGUCGCUGGGCACUUAAGGUGUUUCAGGGGCUGUGCAGGCUUCCCCCAAUGAGCAAAAUGAUGGACGACAUUGAUGAGAAGUCGGGGAAGAAACUCAAGUGGUACGGAAGCAGCAAUACGCUGCAGACAGAUUAUAUCACCUACAUGGACGAGCUGGCCACCGCCAUCGGCGUGAAGCCCAGCCUGCUCAAGCUGCUGCUGACGGACCCACAGCUGGCACUGGAGGUCUUCUUCGGCCCCUGCACCCCAUACCAGUUUCGGCUGACGGGCCCGGGGAAGUGGAGCGGCGCCCGGACGGCUAUCCUCACCCAGUGGGACCGAACGCUGGGGGUCACGCGGACGCGGGUGGCCCCCGCCACCCCUCUGGCCUUCCCCAUCCUGGCGGUGCUGGGGAUGCUCUUCCUCCCACUGCUCCUCAUGGCCUUCCUCGCCUUCCUUUACUGCUAGCAGAGGCUUGGUGAGGAGCGGCGGGGUGGGAAGUGGUGUUACCCCAAAAUAAUCCACGAGGGUCACAACCAAUGGCACUGAUAAAUAAGAUGCAAUCUCUGCACUUUUUAAACUUGGGAGCCUUUUCAGUUGGGUCUAUGGCAGAGUGUAAAUAUUGAGCCAGCAACGCUGCUUAUUUUAUCCCUCAAAAUGUGGUCAAAAAGUAGUUCACAGAUACAUGGUUCUUAGAUCUCCCCAUUUACUAUCUCCUUUCCCAGUGGAAAACUGGAGCCACCAUGUUUGUUUUGCUGUAAAGUUUGUCCUUUGGGUGAAACUAGCUUACUUUAAUUGGCACUUCCAAAAAAUCAAUUUCAUAGUAAACCAAUAUCCAUGGGUUUUUUUUCCCUCCAGUGGGGAAAGACAUCCGAAUGAAAACUUUCAGAUGAAAAUAAAAAUACUGAGAGGAAAGAAUACUUUGGCGUAAAAGGUAGGUUUCUUUUGGAAAAUAAACUCACCCACCCCCCCAGCUUAAAAAAUAAGUUGCCCGCCAGCUCCGAGAACAACAUCUGGACUUUGCUGGAACAUGUGAGCUUUCAAAAGCUGAGAUGAACCGUGUCCAACAGCCAAACUAAUCGGCCAAACUCAGGUUGCGUAACCAAAAGCGGCGGCCGCGGGGCCCUUGGAAGGACGUCAGUGCUCAGCCUGCUGCCGGCCACGGCUCAACCCGAGCAGGCACCGUGGUGGGGUCAAAUCCUCUGCAAGCACCUUGGUGUUAGACAAGCGGUUUGCUGAGCCCACGAGAGCUCUUUGCUGGAAAGAAAGAUGCUUCCCAGGAGCACGGGCUGUCGUUGCCACCCCCUGCUAAUGCACGGGGCAGCCUGCAGCCGCAGGACACACUCAGGGUAUCUUGGCUUUUUGCCUCCGUGAAGCAAUCAUUUUAGUCAGCUUUGCAAAAUGCUCCACGGUUUUAUGAGGCGCCGUAUAAAUGCAGAAUAGCAUUAUUAUCCUAAGCUCUGGGUCUCAAAAUGAGAUUAAAGGACAGCCUGAUGUUCCCUUCUCAGUGCCUCCUGCUUCUGGCUGAGCGCUCCGCUAAUAAACUUUCUGAUGCCAGGACAUGAAGGUUUAUGGCUGCUCUUACUUCUCCCAACCCAAGUUAUGUGUACUUAUGGUAGGAAGCAGCUCUUUUUUUGACUGUGGUCCAAGUCAAAAGAGCUCAAAUGCGCUGUCUAUCUCAAAAACACAGAUACAAAUAAAAACAUAGUGGAAUCUUCUAA
Messenger RNA from Dromaius novaehollandiae (emu), 3041 nucleotides. Its product is annotated as flavin-containing monooxygenase 3-like. The record is from RefSeq and is a predicted model, not a curated record. NCBI's taxonomy places the organism in Eukaryota, Metazoa, Chordata, Aves, Casuariiformes, Dromaiidae. The coding region runs from base 184 to 1788 and encodes 534 amino acids. The transcript has 9 exons. Gene Ontology annotation, molecular function: flavin adenine dinucleotide binding; N,N-dimethylaniline monooxygenase activity; NADP binding.